ACAAAGCGGCGGAGGUGGCCGCACUUCGUCGGCUGCGGGGGGAAACUUGCGGGGCCGCUGGAGCAGCACCGAGCAAGCGGCUUUGUCUGCAAGGGUUUGCAAAACCACCACCUAAUCCUGCCGCUCCCCUCCCAUGCUGAAGGGAAGAAGGGAUCCUGGGAGCCAGAAAGAAGGGGGAACUGCUGGAGGCUGCAACGUCGCGGCGGCCGGGGCCGUGCCGAAGUUCCCCGCGGAGCGCCCGGGGCCGGUGCUGGGUGUGGGCGCCCGCAGCCCGGGGGGGUCCGGGCGGCGCCUGCCCUCGCUGCCCCGCACGCUCGGGGAUUACUGGGCGUUCCGAGCCAACAGCAAAACUAGCAGAUUUCAAAGUGAAAUUCCGGAGGAAAUUUAAAGAGCAUCCGGAUCCGGAGAAAGACAGAGAAAGAAAGAGGAAGGGAGAAAUAAAUCAAAACGUGGAGAGAAUCUAAGGCAGGCGAUAGAAAGGACGACGGAAAGAAGCUGACACCAGGCAAAGAUGGGGGAGCAGCCAAUCUUCAGCACCAGGGCCCAUGUUUUCCAAAUCGACCCUGCCACCAAACGGAACUGGAUCCCUGCCAGCAAACACGCCUUGACUGUCUCCUACUUCUAUGAUGCCACACGCAAUGUGUACCGGAUCAUCAGUGUGGGGGGCACCAAGGCAAUCAUCAACAGCACUAUCACUCCCAACAUGACUUUCACAAAGACAUCCCAGAAAUUUGGACAAUGGGCAGACAGCCGAGCCAACACAGUUUAUGGUUUGGGCUUUGCCUCAGAGCAACAUCUCUCCCAGUUUGCAGAGAAAUUCCAGGAAGUGAAAGAAGCAGCCCGUUUGGCAAGGGAGAAGUCCCAGGAUAAAACAGAGCUGACUAAUCCUGCCCUGAAUAUCACUUCUCAUCAGGUACUUCCCAGUCCUAUCAUCAGUUCCAAUGGACCGGGGGAAGACAAGUUAUUCCGAAGCCAGAGUGCUGACGUUGAGAUAACAACAGAGAAGGAGCGGCUGAAGAAGAUGCUUUCGGAAGGUUCAGUGAGUGAGGUCCAGUGGGAAGCUGAGUUCUUCAGCCUGCAGGACAACAACAACAAACUCGUGGCUGCUCUUCAUGAAGCCAAUGCCAACGUGGACCAGUGGAAGAAGCAGCUGGCUGCGUAUCAGGAGGAGACAGAAACGCUGCGGCAGCGGGUAGCAGAACUGGAGUCGCAGGGGGCUCACGAUUCCUCCAGUGAAAACAAUAAAGAAGAUCUGAGCCAGACUCUGGAGGAACUGGAACUGCUGAUCAAGACAAAAGAUGAGGAAAUUCAGAUGCUGAAGAGCCAGAAAUGCAGCCGAUGGGAAGCAGAGGGUGAGCGUGAGGAAACACUGCAGAAGCUGCAGGAGCUGGAGACACGCAACGCAGAGCUGGAGCGCCGCCUUCACCUGGCUGAGCAGACGCUGGCCGAGACCCUGUCUGAGAGGGAGAAGAUGCAGAGCGAGGUCACCAAGGUGGCAGAGAUAAUGGAUGUGAAGAUUUUUGAGCUCAGCGAGAUCCGUCAAGGUCUAGCCAAGCUGGUAGAGAGCAACUGAGAAGCAUCACUUAUGGAGGAGACACCUCUGGGAGAAGGGGAGUCCAAGCUGGGACUGGUCACUGACAGCAAUUAUAGUUACAGAAUGGCCUCAAGGCCUGUUUGGGCAGGAUACAGCAACAUACCAGCAGCUGCCUGAACAGCGUGGAGACCAGCCACAACCACUUACUGCCCACUGAACACCCAGACGGAGGGCAGAGAGGACCUGAACUCCUGCAUCCUCCACAAGGAGCAUCUACAAAUCACAGCCAGGCCUCUCUGGACCCUGCCAUAGCUGUGGCAUGGCCCAGAGACUGUCCCUGGACUGCUCAGCAGCUUGUCUGUCCCAGCCUCCCAAUUGCCACACUGCAUUUCCAAUGUUUUUACAGUUCUUUUCUAGGGAACGGGCUGAGCCUUUGUGUUUUUUUCAGUAGUUUUUUAGGGAACCACUUGCCUUUUGCAAAAUAUGCUGCCUCUGUUUCCCUACCUCGGGAGAGAGGAGAGGUGCCAGCACGCCAAGGACAACAGUUGCUCCUUUUUCCUCUUCCCCAGCCCUAACUACAUUGUGUCUUUCUAACAGGAUCCAGUAAUGCUGGUCACUGUCAGGAGCUUCCAGAUGUAGCAGAAGUCCCCACUGCAGCCAAGGGUGUUUGCCUGCCCACAUGUCCAUGUUCGAUCACAUCCUCCAGAGGAAAAGGAACUGCAGAUUUUAAAGUUCUUUUUAGUUUAACACAGUGGGGGUUUAUGACUUCUUAAAACUGCUUUAAGCUGAGACCCCAGACCUGGUUGGGAUGGGGUCAUUUGAGAAAUGGGACACCCCCAAGGGGAUGGCCUACCAAUUGCUAGAUUGGUAUCUCUCACAGCCUCUAAGGACGGCAGUUAAUUGGAAUUAAAUGGAGCAAAUCACAGUUGCUCUUUUUUUUUUCUAAUUGGGAAACAGCCUGCAGGGAUGUCUUGCUCCAUGUCAGCCUGAGCAGUAUUCCUUGUAAAGGGUACAGGCCCCAGCUUGCCAAGCUUUUCUGGAUUAAACAGGAACAUGAGGUGUUUGUGGAGUAUGUUGGGACCAGUGCCCAUUGGGCACUGUGGGAAGUUUAUGGGUUAUCAUAGAUGUUGUCUAGUAAUAGGAAUUGAGAAAGGCCUGAGGGAGGCACUGCAGAAACCUGGAAAGUCAUGUCUCCCCAAGGUGCCCUCUUAAGUCUGUGUAGUUACCUAGGAGCAUGCUUAGCCCUGUGCUGAAUGACGAAGCAGUGUCUGUUUAGAAGUAGUUAGUAACCUUACAGGAGCGUUGCUGAAUUUGGAUUUUUUUUGUUGUUGUUUUCUGGUAUCUUUGCCACUAUAGGUUAGGCAAAGAUUGCAGUAAUCUUGGGAAUGUUUCACAGGUCUGCAGAAAUCCUAGCACUUAGCAAAUGUGGGAUACCAAGUACUGGCUUCUCCGUACCCACACGAACCUUGGCAAACCUGGGUAAAGGCAGUACAGCUUCUCAGAGUCCGGCCUCUCCUUUCACUCACCUGGUGGCCAAGGGAGGAACCCACUGCUUCCACAUGCCUCCUGCAAGUCAGGUCAGAAAUAGGUCUGCACCUUGCAGAGAACUGCUGGUGGCUGUGUGCUGAAUUGCGCUUAGGCAAGGCCCUUCCCUUUCCCAGGGGUGAUGAGAAAACGUUGAGAUUUCCAGACCUGUGUAGCCAGGAAAGAGCUUUUCUGUUUGGUGAUUUGGUUGUUUUGUUUUGAGGAUCUCCACCCCCCCCCUUUUUUUUUUUUUUUUUGCAUGAACUGUUCCCAUGACUGUAUGGGGCUGUAGCUACUGUAGUAACGUUUGUUGUGGGGUAUUUAAGAGGGGAAGAAGUAAGCUGGGUGGCAGAAAUUUCUAGGGACUUGUUUACAACCCCAUGUCAGUACUCACGUUUUAUUCCUACAGGAGCAGCCUUGUUUGAAAUACAGAUCAGCUCCAAGAAA
Molecule: messenger RNA, 3505 nt
Organism: Rhea pennata
Lineage: Eukaryota; Metazoa; Chordata; Aves; Rheiformes; Rheidae
Gene: HOMER3
Product: homer scaffold protein 3
Exons: 9
Coding region: 512-1573 (353 amino acids)
Biological process (GO): regulation of store-operated calcium entry; G protein-coupled glutamate receptor signaling pathway
Cellular component (GO): plasma membrane; cytoplasm; dendrite
Molecular function (GO): G protein-coupled glutamate receptor binding
Source: RefSeq, a predicted model, not a curated record